AGUGCGGGGCCGCGGCGCUCUGUGCGCAGCGGGAGCGCGGUCCCCCGCGAAGGCUCCCUGUCGCCUGCGUCCCAGAGUGGAAUUACUGGGUAAAAUCACUCGAUGUUUCACUUUUUGAGGAACAACCAGGCUGUUUUCAAAGUGGCUGUACCAUUUUACAUCCCCAUCAGCCAGGCCAAGAAGGAAGGGAGAACAUUCACCACCACAACGUUUCGAAGGGAAUACAUUGCCAGCAUUUUGAAUACUUAUUUGGACAAACAUUUCUUCAAGGAGGACGCAGCCCUCUGCCCGCAUGUCGCCACCUUGGAAGGACUGACCAAAUCCAGCCGCCUGGGCCACUUCCCACCCACCAUGGGACCCGCGGGAAGCUUGCUGAGUGGGGGACAAAUGCAGAUCGCCCUGUGGGGAAGCCUGGCAGCUGCGGCCACCUUCUUCGUCAUCACCUUCCUCAUCUUUCUGUGCUCCAGUUGUGACAGAGAAAAGAAGCCAAGACAGCACAGCGGAGACCAUGAGAACCUGAUGAAUGUGCCUUCCGACAAGGAGAUGUUCAGCCAUUCAGUUACCAGCCUGGCCACAGACGCGCCUGCCAGCAGCGAACAGAACGGGGCACUCACCAACGGUGACAUUCUUUCAGAAGACAGCACCAUGACCUGCACGCAGCAUUACGAGGAAGUCCAGACCUCAGCUUCAGAUCUGCUGGACUCCCAGGACAGCACAGGGAAGCCAAAAUGUCAUCAGAGCCGGGAGCUGCCCAGAAUUCCUCCUGAGAGUGAAGUGGACACGACGCUCAAUGGAGAAAGCGCGGACGGGGACCAGGGUCUGGGGACGGAGGGGCCGUAUGAAGUGCUCAAGGACAGUGCCUCACAAGAAAAUAUGGUGGAGGACUGCUUGUAUGAAACUGUGAAAGAAAUUAAGGAGGUGACGGCCGCCGCCCACUCAGCUGGAGGCCACAGCAGCAGGUCGAAGUCAACUUCCACUGUGAAAGAGCUUCCGGGGCCCCAGGCCAGUGGCAAGACAGACUUUGCCGAAUAUGCCUCUGUGGACAGAAACAAAAAGUGUCGUCAAAGUGCUAAUGCAGAGAGUAUUCUUGGAAAUCCAUGCGAUCCAGAAGAGGAGGCGCCACCCCCUGUCCCCAUUAAACUUCUGGAUGAAAAUGAAAACCUUCAGGAACAGGCAGAGAGUAAAGCAGGAGAAGGGGCCGCCGAGGGGACCAGUGAAACCAACAAGAGAUUUAGUUCGUUGUCAUACAAGUCCCGGGAAGAAGACCCAACUCUCACAGAAGAAGAGAUCUCGGCAAUGUAUUCAUCAGUACAUAAAAAAGGACAGCCAGGGAACAAAUCAGGACAGUCACUUAAAGCACCAGAGUCCACCUACACCUCCAUCCAAGGAGCUGCUCCCAGGUCACCCUCUUCCUGUAACGAUCUCUAUGCCACUCUUAAAGACUUUGAGAAAAUUCCCAACAGCGUCAGCACUCGCCCAGCAGCAGGGAGGCCCAGCGGCGAGGAGCCCGAGCCAGAUUACGAAGCAAUACAGACUCUAAACAGAGAGGAAGAGAAGGCUGCACCGGAGACCAACAGCCACCACGGCCUUUUCCCAAAGGAGAAUGACUACGAGAGCAUCGGGGACCUGCAGCAAUGCCGAGACCUCACCAGGCUCUAGCAGCCCGGAAGACAACCCAGCUAGCAUAGGACCAGCCGGCAGGGCCAGUGCUGCUGCAGAGCACAAGAAGCAGUGUCAACCACCCUUCAUAUGCUGCUUUCGGAAAAGGAAGAUGACCGGAGAUGCCGAAACCGCUUCUCAGUUUGGGGAACAGUGAAGGUACACACCCUACUGCCAGGGCACUGGCACACCCAAGCACACCUCCCUCCUAUACCCACACCCUCUGGAAGGAUCCCAGCUGUCAGUGGUCUCACCCUCUUUGUGAAGAAAGCCACACAGUAAGGAAGAACAGCACUCAUCCCAAACCACAUCUCACCUGCCUGAAACACUGCCAUUCCCAGGGGCUGGGUUUCUCUCCCUCUCUCCCCUUUCUGCUGCCUGCUACUAAUGGUAAAAUGAAUGGCUUUUUUCCCCUUGAAAUCUUCCGAUUUGUAAUGGUUCAUUCCAAGGAUAGUCUCCCACCAGCCUGGCCUCUGCCUUCAACGUGGGUGUUUUUCGAUGGUCAGAAAUUGUCCUUGCUGCUUCCCUACCGCUCCCCAGUCCCCUUCAAGGAGCUGCCCCUGGGAACCACCGGGCCCGGCCAGUGGAUAGGAUUGGAGAUGCCCCUCGAGCUGCUUAGCUCUUCAUUCCUUCUGAUUCGGGCAGUCCAUGUCAGCAGCCUCUCCCAAAGUACUUGAAGUCAUUGUUAGAUGCUUUAUUUUAUUUUUAUAGUCAAAAUGGUUUUUGCCCCAGUAUUUGAAACUCUUCAGAGCCUUUUCAGUAUUUUCAAUAAAUAUCGUGGUACUUCCAUACUUCUUUUAGCCCAGAGCUCGUUCCUCCAAAACAGAGAGCCUUAAUCUCUAUGUUGGGACACAGACCACAUGUUUGGAAGGCAGCCACGGCUUCCAUUUCCCAAGGGCUGUGAACUUGAAUGUGUAUUUCUGAUGAUCCCCGCUGCCACACCAGCCGUGCGGGAUGUCAUACAUGAACUGCUCCCCUAAGGUAAUCUAUCUGAGAUAAAAAUAUAGACAUUUAUUUUUGUUAUAUAAAUGUAUAAGGUAUUUUAUGUUUAACGCCUAAUUUCUAGAAAGUGCCAGAUAAAAUGUAUAUUAACUAUUUUGAUUUGAUGUACGAUGAUUUGUAUUCUCAUUUUGAAAAGACACCAUAAAGCACAUAAGCUGGAUAAUUAUGAGUAGUUGUUACCUUUUUUCUAAGCAAGUGUUGAAAACACUGAAGGUUUUUAAAGACUUGACUUUUCAAAUGGUCCUUGGAGCUCCUGGUCAAAUCAUCUGGCUCACUGGAGAAAUAAGUGGAAUAAACAUAAAUGAUCAUUUUCAAUGGUUUGUGGUGGGAAGUACUGAAAUAUUUGACAUGGUAAAAAUAGAAGAAGGAACAAGGUAUGACUAAGGAUGACUGUGAACAAUUAACCUCAAGAAGGUAUUAUAAUUUCAUUAAGUUUUCGCUACUUUUUUAAGAAAAAGGUGAUGAAUUCUGCAGCCUGGUGCUUGCAAAUGUAAAUUGCCUAUUGGGACUUUUUUUUCCCCUUCAUUUUACAAAAAUCAGUUGCUGAAAUAACUCAGAUUGAGAGCUCAGCCUGGUUUGAAUUUAAUCAUCUCUCUAGAUUUUAUAAGGCCGACAUUGGGAAGCUUGUUCACUUUUCAUUUUAAAAUGAACCUGGUUGAAGUGCUAUUAUGCAGUGUGGGCUACAGAAAAGGAGCUUUUACUACACUGCUAAAGAAAAAUAAAAAGAGGCAAUUAUUCUGUACUGCUGUGACAUCUGUGACUUUUCAGAUUGAAUAAUCUUGCUGUUUUCCCUCAUUAUGAUAAAGAAUGCAAUUGGGAGGAUGAAGCAUCUUGAAAAUUGUAGGGACCAGCUCCCGGGCAUGUUUUUUUCAUUCCUUGCAUUCAUAGCUUGAUUUUGUGACUGCUCUGUAAUAUGUUUCUGAAAUUGUAAAGUAGCUCGGUUGGGGUAAAUUGAUUGGUUGUCGUUAUUUUUCAGUCGGCCUGGUCUCUCCCAUGAAGACUUCAUGUGUAUAAGCACAAUCAUCUUUGAUCAAAAGAUCACGGCAGAAUAACCUUGGAUUAGGGAGAGGUUUAUCAGGAAGGUGCAAGGCCCCGUGCGCUCUGAAUUCACAUCCUUUGGAAGCACGGGUUCGCCCAGUGAGUCUCAUUGCUUAGUAUAAAUGAGUUUGACCCGACAAUCUUGACUUUGUGGGGUUGCUUUGUACCUGGGGACAGCCAUGUCACACUGCACACCUAACAUUGUGCAUGCUGCAGGCUUGUCCCUUAUGAGCCCCUGACUGCUCAAAAGUUGUAAUUCAUGAUGUCUUACUUAUUGCCAGGGUAGUGGGUAUGAUCUCUAAAGGGUAAAACCAUUUCUAGGUAGAGAAGCUCUUUAUAAAUAGGCAUAUCAUCUUGAAAUUUCAUUAUCAGAAUUCCCCCAGAAGUUUCAAAACCAAGGCUAUGCCUUAUGGCCAUAAAGUAUGCAAUGAAAUAUCUCUCUUGACUUGAAAACCUGUGCUAAGAAUAAGUUGUGAUGUAAAGUAGUAAAAGGAACUCUAGGGCUUCCCUGGUGGAGCAGUGGUUGAGAGUCCGCCUGCCAAUGCAGGGGACACGGGUUCGUUCCCCGGUCCGGGACGAUCCCACAUGCCACAGAGCGGCUGGGCCCAUGAGCCAUGGCCGCUGAGCCUGCGCGUCCGCAGCCUGUGCUCCGCAACGGGAGAGGCCACAACAGU
Molecule: messenger RNA, 4373 nt
Organism: Mesoplodon densirostris (Blainville's beaked whale)
Lineage: Eukaryota; Metazoa; Chordata; Mammalia; Artiodactyla; Ziphiidae
Gene: PAG1
Product: phosphoprotein membrane anchor with glycosphingolipid microdomains 1
Exons: 9
Coding region: 103-1659 (518 amino acids)
Biological process (GO): intracellular signal transduction; negative regulation of T cell activation
Cellular component (GO): plasma membrane; membrane raft
Source: RefSeq, a predicted model, not a curated record